GUUCAAGAAUCAUCACAUCACACACUCCAUAUUUUCCACUGUGAUUGUGAAAAAUGGCAUCUGCAGUCAGUAGUCUCUUUUUGGUCUUCUUUGGAUCUCUACUAUUCUCGUUUGUUGUUCUCACAGAACAAUCUUCCAUUCGGCAGAAUGUCCCUCUACAAUCUUUUCAUGAUUGUGUUUAUACCGUAUACACAAAAACUGGGAUAAAGUUUGGUGGAGGAACAGAUUCAAACAUAUCACUGGUACUCUACGAUGCACAUGGUGAUAAUUUUGUAAUCCCAAAUCUGGUGAAAUGGGGCGGAAUAAUGGGACCAAAACAUGACUAUUUCGAAAGGGGUAACCUUGAUGUAUUUAAUAAUUUGGGUGGAUGUUUGAAAGGGCCUGUUUGUAAAAUGAAGCUUACUUCAGAUGGAACCGGUUCAGGCAGUGAUUGGUAUGUUAACUAUGUUCAAGUUACAGCUACCGGUCCCCAUAUUCCUUGUGCUCAGAAAUUAUUUACUAUCGGACGAUGGCUUGCACUUGAUGAAUAUCCUAAUACACUCACUGUUACCAAGGAUUUGUGCUCAAAUGUAACGUCUUUGGCGUCUAUGUAACCUCUGAUCAAUGUACGUACAGAAUCUGAGAAAUAAGAUUGGUCUCAAAUGAUGAGACUCCAGAAUCAAGUAAUAAGGUUGGUCUCUAAUGAUGAGACUCGAUGUAAUCUGAUAAUUAAGAGACAACUUUUUAAGUAUUUAAUGCUUCAAGAAAAAAAAAAUAUAUAUAUAUAAGUAUUUGAGCU
Messenger RNA from Papaver somniferum (opium poppy), 778 nucleotides. Its product is annotated as PLAT domain-containing protein 3-like. The coding region runs from base 54 to 593 and encodes 179 amino acids. The record is from RefSeq and is a predicted model, not a curated record. NCBI's taxonomy places the organism in Eukaryota, Viridiplantae, Streptophyta, Magnoliopsida, Ranunculales, Papaveraceae. The transcript is spliced from 2 exons. Gene Ontology annotation, molecular function: protein binding.